Molecule: messenger RNA, 924 nt
Organism: Paramisgurnus dabryanus
Lineage: Eukaryota; Metazoa; Chordata; Actinopteri; Cypriniformes; Cobitidae
Gene: mgst2
Product: microsomal glutathione S-transferase 2
Biological process (GO): leukotriene biosynthetic process
Cellular component (GO): nuclear envelope; membrane; endoplasmic reticulum
Molecular function (GO): glutathione peroxidase activity; glutathione transferase activity; leukotriene-C4 synthase activity
Source: RefSeq, a predicted model, not a curated record
ACUUAGGGAGAAUGUUGUAAUAGUCUACUGAAUUCUACGAACGGUUUGUUUUCGGAGUUCUCUAAAACUAAUCAUUUUCAUAUAAAACAUGACUUCUGAUGAACCAGUUCUCCUCGCUGCAGUGUCGAUACUGUCUGCUCUCCAUAUGGGUUUUCAGGCAAGGCGUGUGGGCUGGUCUAGGAUGAAGUAUAAAAUUAUACCACCUUCUGUUACUGGACCAGCUGAGUUUGAAAGGACAUUUCGAGCUCACCAGAAUAGUGUAGAGUUUUAUCCCAUCUUCUUGGUGGUAUUGUGGAUAUCUGGCAUUUUUUGCAGUGAAGCAAUGGCUGCUCUUGGAGGACUUCUGUAUAUUGUGGGCAGAGAGAUGUAUUUUAUUGGCUAUAUUAAUGAAACACAGAAAAGGUUGCCAGGGUUUUAUUUGGUCAUAUCUGUUAUAUUGUUCUUAUCUGUGAUGGCUACCUUUGGAAUUAUUCAAUCAUUCUUGCACAAAUACCUUGACAUCAAGCUUCGCUGGGGAAAAUAAUUGUAUUUUAGCUUUUUAUCAAUGUUGUCAGCAACAUUUAAAACAUAUUUUAAACAUUAGUUUGGCAGAAGUUUGAUUAUUCUGUCCUGUCAAUCAUCACACAAACAUAUGUAAGCAGCCUGCACACUUCAGCAACAGUUUCCCUUUUCUAGUUUCCCUUUUCCACCAAGGACAGCAGGUCAAAUUUGAUAACCAUUAUAUGAGUAGCAAGAUAACAUAAAAAUCUGAAACAUUUUGUGAUUCCAUCGUGUUACAUCACCUCACUUCAAAACAAAUGUGUGAAUAAAUUGAUUCACAAACAAAUAGUUUUUGAACUGACACAUUGGAAAAGUUGUGCAGGCUUUGCAGAUUUAUUUAACACUUUCUUUAUAAAACAAUAAAAAUACAAUUGUGUAACUUGA